CUUCUCUCCGUAGACGCUAGUCGACAUGUUUGGGGAUUUAGCGCCGAUCGAAAUGAUUGAGGCGGUGCUUUGAAGUUUGUUAUCGUAGUGUUAAUUUUGGCCCUACUUGGUUUAAAAAAAGUAAUGAAUGUUUUUGUGCAUGUUGGAUCUAAAAAGUAAAAUGUCUUUAAAUAAUAUCUAUCUGAAGGAGACGAAACUUACAUCUACCAAAAACAAGUUUCUCUUUCAUUCAGCUGAAAGACUCCGAGAAGACUUAAUAAACUGUGAAAAUUUCUUGCUAGACGAGAAAGAAAGAAAAAGAAAAAUAAAGACAGAUCCUUUGCACAUUGUAUUUGAAGAGGCAAUUCCCAUUAAGAAGAAAAAAAAGAAGGAAAAAACACGUGCUGCGCGUUUUUUUCAUGAAAGAAGCAUAAGUCGAGAAUGUGAAGAUCAGUUUGAUGAUGUUGAUUUGGAUGCAAGGUUUCUCAGAUCAUCUCCACGAGAUGGUUUUAGAGCAGCUGUUGCAGCCUGUCACUAUACAGAUGAAUCAGUGCUUUCAGAACUUGGAACAACUGUUUCAGAAGUUGCUGUUCAGCCACGCUUUGCUGGAGGGGCCAUAACUUCUUUUAGUGCAGAUUUAGCAUCAAAUUUGAGAAACUCGCCUCAUUUUUCUCCAAUGUCUCCUGGGUUCUCCAAUACUGUGUUAUCCUUUGGUUCUUCUGCUAUGCCUUCUACUUUUGGUGCAAAUGCAAAGCCUCUUCUUAGAAAAAGUGUUUUCACAGCUAAGCAGACUUCUUCAGAGGGGUUUUCUGGUCUUUUUGGUCCUAAGGUACUUGUGGUCAAUUUGUUUGAAAUGCCCGCAUAUAGCUUUAGUUUGGAAGAAGGUGAUGAUACUAGAACAGCAGAAAAAAUAACUUCAUUGGAUUUAGAUGAGGAUUAUUUAUUGCGAGUGAAUAAAAUACGAAACUUGAAAAUUAAAAAG
Molecule: messenger RNA, 961 nt
Organism: Stegodyphus dumicola
Lineage: Eukaryota; Metazoa; Arthropoda; Arachnida; Araneae; Eresidae
Product: telomerase protein component 1-like
Biological process (GO): telomere maintenance via recombination
Cellular component (GO): telomerase holoenzyme complex
Molecular function (GO): protein binding; telomerase RNA binding; ATP hydrolysis activity
Source: RefSeq, a predicted model, not a curated record